Molecule: messenger RNA, 2043 nt
Organism: Petromyzon marinus (sea lamprey)
Lineage: Eukaryota; Metazoa; Chordata; Hyperoartia; Petromyzontiformes; Petromyzontidae
Source: RefSeq, a predicted model, not a curated record
GUCUCUGUCUCUCUCUCUCUCUGUGUCUCUCUCUGUCUCCUCUCUCUGUCUCCUCUCUGUGUCUCCCUGUCUCUCUCUCUCGUCCUCUCCACGUUACUAUGGCCGGGUCCAGGCGACCCGGCGAUCAGAACGCUGCGUUUGAUGAAGUGAUGCUGAUGAUGGUGGUGAUGGUGAUGGACAUCUUGAAACAUUGAUGUAGUGGCUAUGGGUGACUGGGCCUCCCUGGGCAAGGCGCUGGAUCUUGUCCACGAACACUCCACCGCUGUCGGCCAAGUUUGGUUGCCACUCCUGUUCGUCUUCCGUGUGCUCAUCCUUGGGGCGGCCGCCGAGAGUGUGUGGAGUGACGAGCAGGUGGACUACAGGUGUAACACGCUCCAGCCGGGCUGUGAGAACGUCUGCUAUGAUGCGGCGUUCCCCAUCUCUCACGUGCGCCUGUGGAUGCUUCAGAUCGUCUUUGUGUCUUCCCCAUCGCUGCUCUACGCCAGCCAUGUGCUGCACUCGCUCAGGGCCGCUCAGAAGCAGCAGGAGCUGCUGACCAGGGGGAGGAUCGUCACAGCGGCGACGUCGAUGAUGAGGGGGAUGAGUGGGAUGAGGAGGAGUGAGCCCGGCCGCACCGCCUUGGGGGACGAUGUCGAAGCCGGGACCACGGAGGCAGCAUCCUGGACGUCGCCCGGGGAGAAGGGCGGAGAGAUGGAGAAACAACAACAACAACAUCAACAUCAACAACAACAACAACAUCAACUACAACAACAACAACAUCAACAACAACAACAACAUCAACUACAACAACAACAACAACAACCUGCCCAUGAUCACCACGGCGACAGCCACAACAAACCCAACCACUGCCACCGUGACCCCCAUCACCGCGACCCCCAUCACCGUGACUACUACCACCUCGACCACCAUCACCACCACCGUGACGGUGACUACCACCGUGAUGAUCACCGUGAUGAUCACCGUGAUCACCAGCACGGUGAUCACCACCACCGUGAUCACCAGCACCGUGAUCACCAGCAACGUGAUUACCAGCACCGUGACUACCACCAGCACCGUGACAAGCACCGUGACGACCAGCACCGUGACGACCAGCACCGUGACCACCAGCACCGUGAUCACCACCAGGACCACCACCACCACCAGCACCGUGAUCACCACCACCACCAGCACCGUGACUACCACCAGCAGCACCGUGACAAGCAGGGCGACGCCGUGGCGGUGCUGGCGAUGGAGGACGGCGAUGACUGCGGCUAUGUUGGAGUCUUCAGCCUCGCCGGCAGCGGCGGUGUCGGUGGUGGUGGUGGAGGUGGUGGUGGUGGUGGUGGUGGUGAUGGUGGUGGUGUUGGUGGUGGUCCUCCUCCACCGCCUCCCCCUCCUCCGCCGCUUCGCCUCCGCGGCGCCCUCCUCCGCUCGUACCUCUGCAGCGUGGCUCUGCGAGCGGCCCUCGAGGCGGCCUCCUCAGCGGCGCAGUACUGCCUCUACGGCCUCCGCCUGGACCCGCUGCACCGCUGCGGGCGGCCGCCGUGCCCGGGGGCCGUCGACUGCUUCGUGUCGCGCCCCACCGAGAAGAACGUCUUCGGCCUGCUCAUGUACGCCCUCUCGGCGCUGUCGCUGGCGCUCAGCGCUGCAGAGGUGGCCCACGUCGUCCUGGGGCGGUGGCGACGGCGACAGCGGCGGCUCCGGCGGCUCAGGCUGAGGCUGAGGCUGCUGAGCGGCGGCGGCGGCGGCGAUGGCGGCGAUGGCGGCGUGGUCGUGGUUCGGUUGCCGUCGCCGCUGCCGGGGGCUUCGGCCGCCGCCGCCGCCGCCGCCGCCCCAUCGGAGUCUCCGUCGGAGUCUCCGUCGGCGGCAGUGGCGGCGGCCCCCGGCUCUUCGCCGCGGGCGGUGGCUCGCUCGCCCACGUACGAGACCGUCGGCCGAGGCUCGGGGCCCGGCGCUCCGGACAGCCUGGGCUCGCCUGCGCGGCCCGGCCCGCCGGGGAGCGACAGCGGCUCCGGCGGUGGCCGGCAGCGGCGGAGCCCGAGGGAGGACGACCUCUCCGUGUGA